Messenger RNA from Enhydra lutris kenyoni (northern sea otter), 5430 nucleotides. RefSeq names its product pleckstrin homology like domain family B member 1. The record is from RefSeq and is a predicted model, not a curated record. Gene Ontology annotation, cellular component: basal cortex. The transcript is spliced from 24 exons. Gene Ontology annotation, molecular function: protein binding. NCBI's taxonomy places the organism in Eukaryota, Metazoa, Chordata, Mammalia, Carnivora, Mustelidae. Gene Ontology annotation, biological process: regulation of microtubule cytoskeleton organization. The coding region runs from base 81 to 4217 and encodes 1378 amino acids.
CCGAGGCCGCGGCGGCGGAGCAAGGCGAGGGAACCGGUGUCCCCCUCUCCCCGCGCGAGGAGCCGUGGAGCCCCAGGACCAUGGACGCUCUUAACAGGAACCAGGGAGGCCCCGGAUGCAAGACCCAAGCAAUGAUAAAGAAGGGGCCCUUGGACUUGAUUGAGACAGGCAAGGGGCUGAAAGUGCAGACGGACAAACCACAUCUGGUGAGCCUGGGCAGUGGGCGGCUUAGCACGGCCAUCACCCUUCUGCCUCUGGAGGAAGGGAAGACGGUGAUUGGCUCCGCGGCCAGGGACAUCUCCCUGCAGGGUCCCGGGCUGGCCCCAGAGCACUGCUACAUCGAGAAUGUGCGGGGCACCCUCACCCUCCACCCUUGUGGCAACGUCUGCAGUAUCGAUGGGCUCCCUGUCCGGCAGCCCACCAGGCUCACUCAGGGCUGUAUGUUGUGCCUGGGCCAGUCCACCUUCCUCCGUUUUAACCACCCAGCCGAAGCCAAGUGGAUGAAGAGCAUGAUUCCGGCAGGGGGCCGGGCCCCAGGGCGCCCCUACAGUCCUGGCUCAGCAGAGUCCGAAAGCCUGGUGAAUGGCAACCACGCCCCACAGCCUGCAACCCGGGGACCCUCUGCCUGUGCCAGCCACAGUUCGCUGGUGAGCUCUAUUGAGAAGGACCUGCAGGAGAUCAUGGAUUCACUGGUGCUAGAGGAGCCUGGAGCUGCUGGCAAGAAGCCUGCCGCGACUUCCCCACUGUCGCCCAUGGCUAAUGGUGGGCGCUACUUGCUGUCCCCCCCAACCAGCCCUGGUGCCAUGUCUGUGGGCUCCAGCUAUGAGAACACCUCUCCAGCCUUCUCUCCACUCUCCUCACCGGCCAGCAGUGGAAGCUGUGCCAGCCACUCACCCAGCGGGCAGGAGCCAGCACCUUCUAUGCCCCCGCUGGUUCCCGCCCGUUCCUCCAGCUACCAUCUGGCCCUGCAGCCCCCACAGUCCCGGCCGAGCGGUGCCCGCGCCUCUGAGAGCCCCCGGUUAGGCAGGAAGGGGGGUCAUGAGAGGCCUCCGAGUCCUGGCCUCCGAGGUCUGCUGACAGACAGCCCUGCAGCCACUGUCUUGGCGGAGGCCCGCAGAGCCACCGAGAGCCCCCGGCUAGGAGGACAGCUGCCCGUGGUGGCCAUCAGCCUGAGUGAGUACCCGGCUUCCGGUGCCCGAAGCCAACCCACCAGCAUUCCUGGCAGCCCCAAGUUCCAGCCUCCAGUCCCUGCUCCCCGAAACAAGAUUGGCACACUCCAGGACCGCCCUCCCAGCCCUUUCCGUGAGCUGCCGGGCACCGAGCGGGUGUUGACGACCAGCCCCUCUCGCCAGCUGGUGGGCCGAACCUUUUCCGACGGGUCAGCCGCCCGCACCCUGCAGCCUCCCGAGAGUCCCCGCCUGGGCCGGCGCGGCCUGGACAGUAUGCGAGAGCUCCCUCCGCUGAGCCCCUCUCUGUCUCGACGGGCACUCUCCCCCAUGCCCACCAGGACGGCUCCAGAUCCCAAGCUCCCCCGAGAAGUAGCAGACAGCCCCCGGCCCCGGCGCUGGGCCGCCCACGGGGCCUCCCCGGAGGACUUCUCACUGACCCUGGGGGCUCGGGGCCGGAGGACACGGAGCCCCUCACCCACACUUGGGGAGUCCCUGGCACCCCGCAAGGGCAGCUUCAGCGGCAGGCUGAGCCCAGCCUACAGUCUGGGCUCUCUGACAGGGGCUUCGCCCCGCCAGAGCCCCCGUGCCCAGAGGAAGCUGUCCAGUGGGGACUUGCGGGUGCCUGUCACUCGGGAGCGGAAAAAUAGCAUCACGGAGAUCAGUGACAAUGAGGACGACCUCCUGGAGUACCACCGGCGCCAGCGCCAAGAACGGCUCUGGGAGCAGGAGAUGGAGAGGCUGGAACGCCAGCGCCUGGAGACCAUCCUGAACCUGUGUGCCGAGUACAGCCGGGCUGACGGGGGGCCUGAGGCUGGGGAGCUGCCCAGCAUUGGGGAAGCCACUGCAGCAUUGGCGCUGGCAGGCCGGAGGCCCUCCCGGGGCCUUUCAGGGGCCACUGGGAGGAAUGCCGAGGAGCCUGGAGGGGCCACCCAGCGCCUGUGGGAGUGUGUGGAGCGCUCAGACGAGGAGAACCUCAAGGAGGAGUGUAGCAGCACAGAGAGCACCCAGCAGGAGCAUGAAGAUGCCCCUGGCACGAAGCUCCAGGGGGAGGUGCUGGCCCUGGAAGAGGAGCGGGCCCAGGUGCUGGGACGCGUGGAGCAGCUCAAGGUCCGAGUGAAGGAGCUGGAGCAGCAGCUGCAGGAGUCAGCCCGAGAGGCCGAAAUGGAGCGAGCAUUGCUGCAGGGGGAGAGGGAGGCAGAGCGGACACUGCUGCAGAAGGAGCAGAAGGCAAUGGACCAGCUGCAGGAGAAGUUGGUGACAUUGGAGACCGGCAUCCAGAAGGAGAGGGACAAGGAGGCCGAGGCCCUGGAGACAGAGACAAAGCUGUUUGAGGACUUGGAGUUCCAGCAGCUGGAGCGGGAGAGCCGAGUGGAGGAGGAGCGGGAGCUGGCGGGCCAGGGGCUGCUCAGGAGCCAGGCCGAGCUUCUCCGCAGCAUCACCAAGAGGAAGGAGCGUCUGGCAGUCCUGGACAACCAGGCGGGCCAGAUCCGGGCCCAGGCCGUGCAGGAGUCCGAGCGCCUGGCGCGGGACAAGAACGCCUCCCUGCAGCUGCUACAGAAGGAGAAGGAAAGACUGACUGUGUUGGAGGGGAGAUACCACUCGCUCACAGGAGGCAGGCCCUUCCCGAAGACCACGUCCACUCUCAAAGAGCUUCAAAAGCUGCUGCCCCCUGCUGUAGACUUAGAGCAGUGGUACCAGGAGCUGAUGGCCGGGCUGGGGACCGGCCCCGCUGCAGCCUCCCCGCGCUCCUCUCCCCCGCCUCUGCCCGCCAAAGCUUCCCGGCAGCUGCAGGUUUACCGCUCCAAGAUGGAUGGUGAGGCCACCAGCCCCUUGCCCCGGACCCGCAGUGGCCCCCUCCCCUCUUCCUCUGGCUCUUCUUCCUCUUCCUCCCAGCUCAGCGUGGCUACCCUGGGCCGGAGCCCCUCUCCAAAGAGUGUUCUACUCGCCCAGAAUGGGACAGGCAGCCUUCCUCGAAACCUGGCGGCCACGCUGCAGGACAUUGAGACCAAGCGCCAGCUUGCCCUGCAGCAGAAGGGACAGCAGGUGAUUGAGGAGCAGCGGCGGCGCCUGGCAGAGCUGAAGCAGAAGGCGGCGGCCGAGGCCCAGUGCCAGUGGGAUGCCCUGCACGGGGCGGCCCCCUUCCCGCCGGGCCCCUCCGGCUUCCCCCCGCUCAUGCACCACUCCAUCCUGCACCACCUGCCGGCUGGCCGGGAGCGCGGGGAGGACGGCGAGCACGCGUACGACACGCUGAGCCUGGAGAGCUCGGACAGCAUGGAGACCAGCAUCUCCACGGGUGGCAACUCUGCCUGCUCGCCCGACACCAUGUCCAGCGCCAGCGGCCUGGACGUGGCCAAGAUCGAGGAGAUGGAGAAGAUGCUGAAGGAGGCGCACGCCGAGAAGAGCCGGCUCAUGGAGUCCAGGGAGCGGGAGAUGGAGCUCCGGAGGCAGGCCCUCGAGGAGGAGCGGAGGCGGCGUGAGCAGGUGGAACGGAGGCUGCAGAGCGAGAGCGCCAGGAGGCAGCAGCUGGUGGAGAAGGAGGUCAAGAUGCGGGAGAAACAGUUUUCCCAGGCCCGGCCCCUGACCCGCUACCUGCCGAUCCGGAAGGAGGACUUUGACCUGAAGACCCACAUCGAGUCCUCGGGCCACGGCGUCGACACCUGUCUGCACGUGGUGCUCAGCAGCAAGGUCUGCCGCGGCUACUUGGUCAAGAUGGGCGGCAAGAUUAAAUCGUGGAAGAAGCGCUGGUUUGUGUUCGACCGGCUCAAGCGCACCCUUUCCUAUUAUGUGGACAAGCACGAGACGAAGCUGAAGGGGGUCAUCUACUUCCAGGCCAUCGAGGAAGUGUACUAUGACCACCUGCGCAGCGCAGCCAAGAAGAGGUUUUUCAGCUUCACUGUGGUGACUGAGAGCCCGAACCCAGCCCUCACCUUCUGUGUGAAGACCCACGACCGGCUGUACUACAUGGUGGCGCCGUCAGCGGAGGCCAUGCGCAUCUGGAUGGAUGUCAUCGUCACCGGAGCCGAGGGCUACACACAGUUCAUGAACUGAUCAUACCGGUCCCGGCGUGGGCCUGCUGCACUGCCCGGGAGACAGAGUCGCACUCUGGGCCCCAGGCCGCGCGGCAGUGCUCCCAGAGGCCCUGGGAGGGCUCUUGUACAAGACUUCGUACCUUUCUGUAAGGAGCUGGUCCUGUGAAUGUCCGCGCUCAGGGCCCCUGAAGAACCAGCCAGCAGAUAAGUGGGGAGGCUACUGGGGACUCAGAACUGGCAAGAACCCUUCACGGUCCGGCCCCAGGGCUGCCAGGGCUGAGCAGCUGGCAGAGCAGGCCCAGCUCUGACCUGGCACCUGCGCUCCCCUAGCCUAAGUUCUCCUUCGCAAAGGACAAAUUAUGGUACCAGAAUCUGCCAAAGAUCCCUCCUUGCCUCCGUGCCCCCCACCCUUUGCAGGGGCCUUGGGGGCUGAGGACAGCCACAUCCGGAGUGGGGUAACAGCUCAGGCGGUGUACUUCUCAAACCCCGCUCUACCCUGCUCUCCUGCAUUUUUGUUAUUACUUUGUUCAAGGGCCAGAGACCUCAAGUGUCAUCCUUGAGGUCCCAACCCCAUCCCCUUUUUGCAGACCCCAAACCCUGAUCUCCAUAGUGACUGCUUCGUUGCCAUGAUUACAUACAUGCUCAUGGCCCCGGCUCUGCCCAUGCCUCAGCCGUGGGCCCAUCUGAGGGUACGUACUGCCAUCUCUCCAGCCCAGGACCUUGUGCAUCUCAUGCUGGGGCGGGGGGAGGGACCAACCCCCGCCCCGGCCGUCCCCUGCCUGUGGCUCCAGGCCCCGGUGCGCAGCCUGCCGGCCCCCCAGUCCAGCCCUCUCCCUUCCACUCGUGCCUUGCUUAGAGCCAGAGGGACAAAGCUCGGACAUCCAGAGACUGGAGGAGGAGGAGGGAGGCAGAUGGGAGAGGCGGCUAGAUGGGUUGUACAGGCUGAGUUCCUAAUAGGGCUGGAGGGCUGCUCAGACACCCCCAAGGGGGAACCUGAGCAAGAGAGGAGGAGGCAGAGUGAGAGGACCCUGAGGUCUGGCUGCCUUCCCUUCAGCCUCGGAUGGGUGACAGAAAUGGAGAGCAGAGGACCAGGCCACCAGCUAUCUGGCCUCGGCCCUUCACGCCUUAACACUAAGCCCACCUCCCUGCCCACCACUGGGCCAUGGCUGCUGGGCCCCGGGCUGGGUGAUGGUCAGUAUUUGUAAGCAUCUCAACAGAAUAAUAAACCAUUU